AUGGCACCAGUACCUUCUUUGGAUAUCUACAAUAGUUACAAUUGCGACGAAGCUUAUCGUUCUGCAGAUAUAGUUAAGCAGUGCGAUUUAAAAACUAUCAAUGAUUUCGACUGUUUUGACUCGAUUCGAAAAUUGAUAAUAGCAAAUGUCGCUAAGGGUGACUGUGAUCCAUUUUUUGUAAUGAACGUGGAACUUGUCGAUGAUAUUCUGGAAAACUGGUUCAAGAAAAUGCCGGAUAUUAAGCCUUACUAUGCGUUGCGAUGCAAUUCAGACAAUGUUCUAUUGAAAUUACUCACUCGAAAUACCAACAUGGGUUUAUGCUGCAGCAAUCGAUAUGAAGUUGAAAUGGCAAUGAAAUUUGUCAAUGUGGAUCGAAUUAUUUAUCGAAAUCCACUAUGGACACGUGGCAGUAUUCGUCAUGCUAAAGAAUGUGACAUUCAAACAGUCAUCAUUGAAACAGAAGAUGAUUUGAAACGUUUUGCAAUGUAUUAUCCUGAAGCAGACAUAAUUUUACGUGUAACAAUGGAUCGGAAGAUAAUUAGCGAUCCUCUUAUGGAGGACAAUUUAGAUAUUGAGAAAGCGAUUCAUUUGCUUCGCACUGCAAAGAAUUCAUCAGUGAGAAUAAGAGGCAUUAGUCUUUCUGUACGCUUAGUUUGUGCAACACCAAUGUUAUAUUCAUAUGCAAUUGCACAGUGUCGACGAUUGUUUGAUAUUGGGCUUGAAGUAGGCCAUAAAAUGGAUAUUUUGGAUGUAGGUGAUGGAUUUCCAUGUAUGACUACUGUCGAUGGUUUAUCAUUUGAUCAGAUUGCUAAAUCACUGAAUGUUGCAUUAGCACACUUUUUUCCAUCAAAAUUUUUCAAAGAUCUGAAAAUAAUCGCUGAACCAAGUUAUUAUUUUGCGGCUUUUCCUUUUUCUCUGAUUACACGUGUUAUCAACAAACGUUUCAUUGAUGGAAGUUUUCUUACCAAUGACGAAUCAGACGCUGGUGCAGUUGGCUACAUUUAUCAGAUCAACGAAGGAUUUUAUGGUGCAUUUGGUUGUAAACUUUUGACUCAUCGUAAUCCUACCUGCUCGCCUUUAAUUUUUUUCGGUGAAAAAAGGAAUACACAUGCAGCAAUUAUUGGUCCUGAAUCAUGUGAUACAGAUGUCAUCCUGUCGCUAACAAGACUUCCACCUCUGCAGGUGGGUGAUUGGCUAAUUUGGCAUCAUAUGGGAGCUUAUACGAUUGGUAACCAUGAUACAACGGAACAGAAUGACUCUCCAUUGGUUAUUCACUAUUAUUAUAAAGGCGAAAAAAUGACUGUUUUUCCGGAUCCAGAAACGCUACCAAAUGAAAUAAGCUAUCCUUCAAGUAACUGUAUACGCGAUACUUCGGAAUCCGUAUCUUCCAGUUACAUAGAUGCUGUUGAUGAUGUUGCUAAGCAAUAG
Brugia malayi is the source of this 1428-nucleotide messenger RNA. Its product is annotated as Pyridoxal-dependent decarboxylase, pyridoxal binding domain containing protein. Gene Ontology annotation, molecular function: catalytic activity. The coding region runs from base 1 to 1428 and encodes 475 amino acids. The record is from RefSeq and is a predicted model, not a curated record. Gene Ontology annotation, biological process: polyamine biosynthetic process. The transcript has 7 exons. NCBI's taxonomy places the organism in Eukaryota, Metazoa, Nematoda, Chromadorea, Rhabditida, Onchocercidae.